Octodon degus (degu) is the source of this 933-nucleotide messenger RNA. Its product is annotated as olfactory receptor 13A1-like. Gene Ontology annotation, molecular function: G protein-coupled receptor activity; olfactory receptor activity. The coding region runs from base 1 to 933 and encodes 310 amino acids. NCBI's taxonomy places the organism in Eukaryota, Metazoa, Chordata, Mammalia, Rodentia, Octodontidae. Gene Ontology annotation, cellular component: membrane. The record is from RefSeq and is a predicted model, not a curated record. The transcript has a single exon. Gene Ontology annotation, biological process: G protein-coupled receptor signaling pathway.
AUGAGUAAUCAGACACUAGUGACAGAAUUCAUCCUGUGGGACUUCUCAGAAAGACCAGAGUACAGAAUUCUCUUCUUAGUCCUCUUUCUCUCCUUGUAUAUGGUGGCACUAUGUGGCAAUUCCCUCAUUGUGGCAGUUGUCAGCUUCAGCUCUGGACUCCACACCCCCUUGUACUUUUUUCUAGUCAACCUAGCUCUAUUGGAUGUUGUCUGUGCGUGUGCUGUGGUGCCUAAGCUGCUGGAGAUCCUGGUGGCUAAAGAGGCAGACAUCUCUUAUAGGGCCUGCAUGACACAAAUGUACUUCUUGACGUGGUCUGUAGCAGCAGAGCUGUUGCUCUUUACAGCCAUGGCGUAUGAUCGCUAUGUGGCCAUCUGCCAGCCAUUGCACUAUGGCUCCAUGAUGAACCCCAAGGUGUGUAUAGCGCUAGCUGGAGCCACAUGGGGUGUCAGCAUGUUUGGUGCAACUGUCAAUACCUGCAUGAUGUUAAGGUUAACUUUCUGUGGGCCCAACGUGCUCAAUCACUUCUUUUGUGAGAUCCCUCCUCUGUUGCUGCUCUCCUGUUCUUCUACAUAUGUGAAUGACAUCAUGACGAUUGUGGCUGACGUAUUCUUUGCUGAUAUGAACUUCCUACUUACUGUGGUCUCCUAUGGCUUCAUCAUUGCAACCAUACUAAAGAUCCGCACAGCUGAGGGGAAACGGCGAGCCUUCUCCACCUGCUCCUCCCACCUUACUGUGGUCACCAUGUACUACUCCACUGUUAUCUACGCCUACCUGAGUCCAAGCUCCAGCUACUCCCCAGCGAUUGGCAAGGCUCUGGCAGCACUGUACUCCAUUGUGAGUCCUGCCUUGAACCCUCUCAUCUACACUUUAAGGAACAAGGAUGUCAAAGUAGCUCUCAAGAAAAUCUUGUUGCUCAUCAUGGAAAAAUUGUAA